Messenger RNA from Enhydra lutris kenyoni (northern sea otter), 2228 nucleotides. Its product is annotated as BEN domain containing 4. Gene Ontology annotation, molecular function: DNA binding. The record is from RefSeq and is a predicted model, not a curated record. NCBI's taxonomy places the organism in Eukaryota, Metazoa, Chordata, Mammalia, Carnivora, Mustelidae.
GGCGCCCGGCGGGGAGGGGGCGUGCGACCGGGGACCGGCCCCGAGGCGCAGGAUGGAGGAGGAGAUGCAGCCGGCGGAGGAGGGGCCCAGCGUCCCCAAAAUCUACAAGCAGCGCAGCCCCUACAGCGUCCUCAAGACGUUCCCCAGCAAGAGACCGGCGCUGGCCAAGCGCUACGACAGACCCACCCUGGUGGAGCUGCCGCACGUCCGGCCGCCGCCGCCCCCGCCGCCCUUCGCGCCGCACGCCGCCGUCUCCAUCAGCAGCAGCGAGCCGCCGCCGCGCCGCCGCCGCAGCCGGCAGUCCAGGGCGCAGGGCCCCACCCCCCCCGGGCCCGGCCGGGCCGCCGCCGCCGCCUCGUCGUCGUCUCCAUCCUGCACGCCCGCCGCGUCCCAGGGCCACCUGAGGACUCCGGCGCCGCCGCCGGCGGCCCCCGCCGCCUCCUCAUCCUCGUCCUUCGCCGCCGUCGUCAGGUAUGGCCCGGGCCCGGCGGCCGCCACGGGCAGCAGCAGCGCGGGCAGCGACGGCGCCAGCCUGGAGCUCAGUGCAGAGAGUCGAAUGAUCUUGGAUGCCUUUGCCCAGCAGUGCAGUCGAGUUCUUAGUCUCUUAAAUUGUGGAGGAAAGCUUCUGGACUCCAACCAUUCCCAAUCCAUGAUUUCUUGCGUAAAGCAGGAAGGCUCGAGUUAUACCGAAAGACAGGAGCAGUGUCCCAUCGGGAAAGGGGUCCACAGUCAGACCUCUGAUAAUGUAGACGUAGACAUGCAAUAUAUGCAAAGGAAACAACAGACUUCUGCCUUUUUGAGGGUUUUCACUGACUCCCUACAAAAUUACCUGCUCUCAGGGAGUUUCCCGACUCCAAACACCUCAUCGGUCAGUGAGUACGGCCAUCUGGCCGACGUGGAUCCUCUGUCAACCUCCCCCGUGCACACACUAGGUGGCUGGACCUCCCCGGCGACCUCUGAAUCCCACGGUCAUCCAUCCUCUUCCACACUGCCAGAGGAGGAGGAAGAGGAGGAAGAGGAAGGCUACUGUCCGAGGUGCCAGGAGCUGGAGCAGGAGGUUAUUUCCCUGCAACAAGAAAAUGAAGAACUCAGACGGAAAUUGGAGAGCAUCCCAGUGCCCUGCCAGACCGUUCUGGAUUACCUGAAGACCGUGCUACAGCACCACAACCAGCUCCUGGUCCCGCAGCCUACCGAGCAGCCCACCGAGGGAAGCAAGCAGCUGCUGAACAACUAUCCUGUCUACAUAACGAGCAAACAGUGGGACGAGGCUGUAAAUUCUUCCAAGAAAGACGGGCGACGGCUCCUUCGAUAUCUCAUCAGAUUUGUUUUCACAACCGAUGAGCUUAAGUACUCAUGCGGCCUUGGGAAAAGGAAAAGGUCAGUGCAGUCAGGAGAGACAGGUCCUGAAAGACGCCCUCUGGAUCCAGUUAAAGUAACAUGCCUCCGAGAGUUCAUUAGGAUGCACUGUACCUCCAAUCCCGACUGGUGGAUGCCCUCGGAGGAGCAGAUAAACAAAGUGUUCAGCGACGCCGUGGGGCACGCCCGGCAGGGGCGGGCGGUGGGGACUUUCCUGCACAACGGCGGCUCGUUCUAUGAAGGGAUCGACCACCAGGCUUCCCAGGAUGAGGUCUUCAAUAAAAAUUCCCAGGAUGGGUCCGGGGAUUAGUGGACAGAAUCUUGACACUGGAGCAGCUGGUCCUCUCACGAGUUCCAGUUGUCCACAUCCUGUUCCCCUCACCUGCGAGUCCAAAGCACGUCCUUCUGCCAGACUUGACACAUCUCAAACCUUAAGUCUCUGACCUACCGCCACCAUUCCCAAACAAAUCCAUUUUAGGGUUGUUUGGGAAGUCUGUGGGACCUACAACAGGCUUUCAGGAGAUUACAAAAAGCAAAGAACCACAAUUGCGUUGAAUUGAUUGCUAGCUAGACAGUGAGGCUGAAAACAAUAGGGGAGCUCCUGGUCACGUGUCCGAAACCUUCUCGUAAGCUCCGCUUCCCAAGCAGAGCCGGUCCCCACGGAAGGCCGGGUUAGAGUAGAGAAGACAGAGACAUGGAGUUAUUUUAAGGGACGACGAACAAACAUUCUCUUACUUUAAUUCAAAUAAGUUGUCUUUAUAUUUUCCAAAGACCUGAAUUCCUACUUCUCAGCAAGGACAUAGGAUAAGUGACACUGUGUUGUCUGAGCAUUGACAAAGCCUCUGAAAAACCCAGAGAAAAGAGGUCACUGC